Molecule: messenger RNA, 1419 nt
Organism: Aureobasidium melanogenum CBS 110374
Lineage: Eukaryota; Fungi; Ascomycota; Dothideomycetes; Dothideales; Saccotheciaceae
Product: Delta(14)-sterol reductase-like protein
Exons: 2
Coding region: 1-1419 (472 amino acids)
Biological process (GO): ergosterol biosynthetic process
Cellular component (GO): endoplasmic reticulum membrane
Molecular function (GO): Delta14-sterol reductase activity
Source: RefSeq, a predicted model, not a curated record
AUGGCUGCAAAAGCUCAAGCUCACGGCUACGAGUUUGGCGGCCCUCUGGGCGCCAUUGGUAUCUCGUUCGGCCUGCCCCUCGUCUGUUACCUAUUCGCCUUCCUUUGCAACGAUGUUUCUGGAUGUCCUCCACCAUCAUUGACCGCUCCGUCCACCGUCACACUCGACACACUCAAGCAAGAAGUUGGCUGGCCUGGCGUCGCUGGUCUCCUCAACACCCAAUCACUUGUCGCAACCCUUGGCUACUACACUCUCAGUCUUGCCCUUCAAGCCUUCCUGCCCGCUCAUGAAGUUCAAGGCACUGUCUUGGUCUCUGGUGGCCGAUUGACCUACCGCUUUAAUGCCUUCGCCUCGGCCAUGUUCAUCCUCGCCAUCGCCGCUGCUGGCACCUUCCUCCAGGGCGCCAACUUCCCUGUCUGGACCUUCAUCAACGACAACUACGUCCAGCUCCUGACCACAAACAUCCUCAUCAGCUACUUCCUUGCAACCUUCUGCUACGUUCGCUCCUUCUCCGUCAAGCCCAAGGACCCCAACAACCGCGAGCUCGCCCAGGGAGGCGCCACUGGCAACAUGAUUUACGAUUGGUUCAUUGGGAGAGAGCUUAACCCUCGUGUACAAAUCCCCAUCUUUGGCGAAGUCGACAUCAAGGCUUUCAUGGAGUUGAGACCUGGUCUUCUCGGCUGGAUCCUGCUUGACUUGGCCUUUGCUGCUCGACAGUACGGCACCUACGGCACUGUGACUGAUUCCAUGUACAUUGUUGUCGGCACUCAGGCCUGGUACGUCCUCGAUGCCCUGUGGAACGAGCCCGCCAUCAUGACUACCAUGGACAUUACUACCGAUGGCUUUGGCUGCAUGCUUGCCUUUGGCGACCUCGUCUGGGUUCCUUUCAUCUACAGCAUUCAAGCUCGCUACCUCUCGAUCCACGCCGUUCACCUCGGCUGGGCCAAGGUUGCCUUCAUCAUGGCCGUUCAGCUCACAGGCUACUACAUCUUCCGCUCCAGCAACGGCGAGAAGAACAAGUUCAGAACCAACCCUAACCACCCCGAUGUGAAGCAUCUCGAGUACAUCGAAACUGCCCGUGGAACCCGCCUUUUGACCUCUGGCUGGUGGGGAACUGCCCGUCACAUCAACUACCUCGGCGAUUGGGUCAUGUCAUGGGCCUACUGUCUUCCUACCUGGCUCUCUGGUUAUGUCGUGCACACUGCUGCUCUCACUGGUGACAAGAUUAUCAGCCAGGGACCCAACGGCGAGAUGGCUGGCUGGGGUACACCUAUUACUUACUUUUACAUGCUCUACUUUGCUGUCCUGCUCAUUCACCGCGAGCGCAGAGAUGACGCUCAUUGCCGUGCUAAGUAUGGCAACGACUGGAACCGCUACUGCGCCAUUGUCAGAUGGAAGAUCUUGCCAGGUGUUUACUAG